UAUGGUUAGAUAAAAAUUUUCCUCAUGAUGGUGCAAGUAAUCUUUCAAGUUAUGAAGGUAAAAAGAGAGAAGACAUAACUGAGUUAAAUAUCAGAGGUAGACUCCUCGGAGGUUCCUUAAAGUUAGAAGGUUUCAAUAAUUUAGAAGAGAUGCGUUGUGACAAUAAUUACCUAACUGAUAUAAAGUCACUAUUGUCUGAGUUGAAUCCAGAAAAAAUAAAGACUCUAGAAGAUUAUGAAGAGGGUAUUGCCAACCGUUUUGUUGGAUCACUUCAACCAUUGCGAAGAUUAACUAAAUUAAAACAAUUGUUCAUUAAUAAUACAGAUAUUGACAGAGGUUUAGAAUAUUUACCAGAGGAUUUAGAAAGUUUGUAUUGUGGAGAUUGUGCUGGUUUAAGGUCAAAUGAAGUAGAUUUUGCCGCUUACUUGGAAACUAAAAAAGUUUAUAACAAAAUAGAAAGGUUGAAUAUUGCUGAUAAAGGUUUAGAGGGAUCUUUGGAUCUGAGCGUUUUCAAAAGUUUAACAGACUUGAAUUGUUCAAAAAAUCAAAUCACUAGUCUAGAUUUAACUGGAUUAAUUAAACUAGAAAACCUUUCUUGUAAUGAUAAUCUUAUAGAAGAGUUUGAUCUUACUUCUUUAAAUCCUGAAAAACUUACUAGUCUAAACAUAAAAAAUAAUAAUUUAUCUGAACAAAAUAUAAAAAUUUUUGAUGAAUUCACUAAAUUAAAACAAUUAUCGAUUGGUAAUGAUAAUAAGGAAAAAAUUGAUAAAGGUGAAUAUAAUCACUUUUCUGGCUCACUAAGUUCUUUAAAAGGACUAACUGAUUUAGAAAAUUUAUAUAUUUCUAAUACUGAUAUUGACGAGAUUGAUAUUGAAAAAUUACCUAAAAAUUUAAGUAUAGGUAAAACUUAUUGCUCUACGGAAGAAAGACCAAAAAGCAAAGUAGAAAAAAUUCAAGCAAAGUUAUAUUCUCAUCUUACCAAAAAAUACUUAAAUGAGAUGUAUCCUGAUAAGUCUGCUAAAGUAUUAGACAAUCUUUAUUCAAAAGGAUUAAAAGACCAUUUAGAUUUAAGUAAUUAUAAGGACUUAGAAGUGUUAGAUUGUCAUGAUAAUCAACUAACUAGUAUAGAUAUCAGUAAAAACACUAAACUCAAAAAACUUAAUUGUUCUAAAAAUAAAUUAAAGGGGAUUGAUUUUGAAAAAAGUAUUGAGUUAGAAGAAUUGAAAUGUGAUAAUAAUAAAUUAGGAGGAUUAAACUUAACAGGCAAAAAUAUUAAACUUAAAAGACUUUCUUGUCGCAGUAACAAGUUAAAAAAAAUUAAUCUUGAUAAUAACAUUAAUUUAGAGGAACUAAAUUGCAGUAGUAAUGAAUUAGAAAGACUAGAUGUAAGAAAAAAUAAUCAGUUGAUUGAACUAGACUGUUCUAAUAAUAGGUUAGAUGCUUUGGAAUUAACUGGUUGUUCCGAGUUAUCUAAAAUCAACUGCUCUGAUAAUAAAAUUGAGAAAUUGGAUCUUCAAGAAUUAUCCAAUUUAAUUAGUCUCGAUUGUGAAAAAAAUAAAUUAGAAAAUCUGGAAGAAGUUAAGGAAUUAGAUAUUAGCGGUGAGGAAUUAACUGGGAAUUUAGAAUUAAAUGGAUUUAGUUCUUUAAAACAUUUAAUUUGUUGUGACAACCAACUGGAGAGUAUUGACCUAAGUGAUUGUAAGCAAUUAGAAAUUAUCGACUGUAAAAGGAAUAAAUUGAAAGAACUAACAUUUAGCAAUGAUUUUGUUUUAGGACUAAAAGAAUUUCGUGGUUCCGACAAUGAAUUUAAAAAACUAGAAAGUAUUAUUGGUCAUAUAGAUUCUGAAGUUUUAAAUUAUUUCGAUAUUAAUAACAUCAAUAUUUCCGAUUGCGAUAUAAGUGAUUUUGCUAAAUUUAAAAAACUAGAAAGACUGUUUAUUGGCAGUAAUGAUGAAGGCAAAAAAAAUGUCUUCGCUGGUUCCUUAGAAAGUUUAAAAGAACUAGACAAAUUGCUCGAAAUUGAUAUUCGUAACAACGAUGAUGAAGAAAAAAACAAAUUUAAGGAUUAUGGGCAGAAAAAUGAUAAUAAACAUUGUUACGUUGAAGAAAACAAGUUUUAUGAUAUUAAAGCCUUACGAAGAAGCAAAGAGGCAUCAGAUGAUGUCGAAAUAAAAGUGAUACUAAGAACUCCACUUCUGUCAGCAGACAAAAAAAAUAAAACGGACGCAAUCAAAGAUGAUUAUGAUGCUAAAGUGGUAGAUUAUUUUGAAAGUGGUAAAUUAAUUUAUCCUUCCGAAAAAGAGACCGGAUUUAAAUGGGAAACUGGUGAAAAAUUAUUAUCGAGUAAUUUGCCACUUAGAUUGUGUUACUUUAGUAGUGAAGAUAAGGAAGCUGAAAAAAGACUUAGUCUGGGUGGAAUAAAAUCUUUAGACAAAGCAAUUAAAACUCUACGAGUUCUUAAUGAAUUCCAUGGUUUAAGUAUAAAAGGAAAGGAGAUUAGAUACCUCUGGAUGGAUCAGUUAUGUGUUAAUCAGGACAAUCCUAAGGAAAAGGGUCACGAAGUUUCAAAAAUGAGAGAUUACUAUGGUAAUGCUACGGUAACGUUGAUAGCAAUCCAUGCUGAGAGUGAUUCUCUCGUUCUUGAACUUUUCAAGAAGGCUUUUUGUCUAAAAGAACCAUUUUUAUAUUUAUGUGGAGAAAAGGCUGCUACUCCUGUAGGAUGGAUAUAUUAUGAAGGUGAGGAUAAAAAAGGGUAUAGUUUGGGAGAUAAAGCCUCACUUAGGCUAAAUGAGGCUUUAUGA
This is a messenger RNA of Diversispora eburnea, 2801 nucleotides long. The record is from the annotation of a GenBank genome assembly. Lineage: Eukaryota; Fungi; Glomeromycota; Glomeromycetes; Diversisporales; Diversisporaceae.